AAUGGCUUUGGAUGAGGAAUUUUCUAAAGAGCUUCUGGAGAGAAUCUCAACGUUGGCUGAGAGGAUUGAGAAUGUUGAUAUUAUUAAACGUCAGCAAACAGUUUUGGAUAAUUUAAAAACUCUUCGAAUUGGUAAGAAGAAAUUGCUUCAUCAAUUACAACUUUUAUUGGAAAAGGAAGCGGAUGUUCAAGUAACGAAUGAUUUGAUUCAGAAACUUCUUCAAUCAUUCAAUGAAUUAAGAAAGCAAGAACAAGAAUUUACUUGUGCAAUGAGAGAAGUUGUAGUUAAAUUUUGUGGUGAUUUGAAUGAUGUACUUCCAAAAUUGAAUGAAGUACAACAAAUUUUGAAAAAUGAUAAGGACAAUAAAUUUUCAGAGUUUAAUUUGUUGGAAGUCGAACGUUUGACUCUUAAGCUCAAAAAUGUGCAAGAGAUGAUUUUUGGUUUUAAUGAAAUGUUCAAGGAAGCUGAAGAUGCUUCUGGUCUUUUGGAUGAACAACUGAAGACUCGUUUGAGCAUUUAUUUUGAAAAGCAAAAGCGAAAGAGUUUGGUUCAACGACUUAAUGACACAACUUUAUCUAUCUCUAAAGAUAAGAAUGCUCAUCAUCAAAAAUUUGUUAAUGCUCAUUGUAAUUCCAAUUCUGAAAGGAAGCAACGCCAAUUAGAACGUCUUCGACGUGAAGCAGUGAAAAGAGGAAUUGUUAAUAAUAAUGACAAUCAUGUUGAAUGUGUGGAAACUACUACAGUUUCAUUAGAGACGAAGAAGGAGGAUCUGGAAAAUGUUGAAAAAGAAUUUGAAUUGAAAGCAACAAUUGAGGAUGAUGAGAGAAUUCCUCCAAUUCCUCAUUUGCCAAAUCAAGAAGAAUUAUGCACUUCGAGUUCAGCCAAAAAUAAAGAUGAGCUUCGUUCCAAAAUUUCUGAGCGCUUUUCUUCUUUGGCUGCGCGUAAACAUAAAAUGAGGCUUAUUCAAUCGAGACUUAGUAAUUUACAACAACAGAAGAUGGAAACUACUUAUGAUGAGGCUUUAAAUCGAUACAAGAAUAAAUUGGAAAAUUUGCAAAAUUCUGGAUUUACUGGAGAUGAUUCUUUUAAUUCUGUUGGUGAUGAAAAUAAAGCUUUGAAUCAAAAUGAGGAUCUUCCUAAGAAUGGAGAAGAAUCUCGAGAUGUUAAAUUAAACAAGUUUGAAGAACCAAAUCAGGGCGAACUUUUGGUUAAAGAGUCUGACAAUGUCAAUUCUACUGUUGAAAAGGCUGCUAAUAUUGAUGGUUUAGUUGUUAGUUCAUCGACAAAUAGCAAUGAUGAGACUACCUUUUCUACAAUUGAAAAUAGUUUGGAAGGAGUUGAGAAGGGUCAAACUGCACAAUUUGGUUGGACUGGAAAUGAGGUAGUUUUUUAUUAA
This is a messenger RNA of Meloidogyne enterolobii, 1396 nucleotides long. NCBI's taxonomy places the organism in Eukaryota, Metazoa, Nematoda, Chromadorea, Rhabditida, Meloidogynidae. The record is from the annotation of a GenBank genome assembly.